Molecule: messenger RNA, 3580 nt
Organism: Lytechinus pictus (painted urchin)
Lineage: Eukaryota; Metazoa; Echinodermata; Echinoidea; Temnopleuroida; Toxopneustidae
Product: kynurenine 3-monooxygenase-like
Exons: 12
Coding region: 5-1351 (448 amino acids)
Biological process (GO): L-tryptophan catabolic process; quinolinate biosynthetic process
Cellular component (GO): mitochondrial outer membrane
Molecular function (GO): FAD binding; kynurenine 3-monooxygenase activity
Source: RefSeq, a predicted model, not a curated record
AGCUAUGCAGGCCUGUUACAUGGGACAAAGGGGCUAUACAGUGGAUCUCUUUGAGUCUCGAGAAGACAUCCGUGAGGCAGAGCAUGUUGCUGGCCGUAGUAUCAACCUUGCACUUUCCGUGAGAGGGCGCUCUGCUUUACGACACAUAGGAUUAGAAGAGGAGGUGGUCAAAUCUGGAAUACCCAUGCAUGCACGUCUUAUUCAUGAUGUUGAUGGAAAGAAGAGCACUCAGCCAUAUGGAAAAAAAGGAGAGGCUAUUCUCUCGGUCGACAGGAGAAAGCUCAAUGAACUUCUACUAUCAGCUGCUGAGAAGGUUGAUUCUGUCACCCUGCAUUUCUAUCACAAGUUAACUCACCUGGAUUUAGACAAUGGAACCCUUUUCUUCACAGAUAAGAAUGAUAAGAAGGUGGAGGCACAUGCAGAUCUAAUCUUUGGUUGUGAUGGGGCUUAUUCCUGUGUGAGACGGCAGCUGAUGAGAAAGACGUUGGUAGAUUACAGUCAAGAAUACAUUCCUCAUGGCUACAUGGAACUCUGUGUACCACCCAAAACAGGAACUAAUGGAGAGCAUAAUAUGGAACUCAACUACCUUCACAUAUGGCCCAGGAAUAGAUUCAUGAUGAUUGCCUUGCCUAAUCUGGACGGCUCCUUCACAUUGACUCUCUUCAUGCCUUUCGAUGAGUUUGAGGGCAUCAAGAAACAAGGAGAAGAAGGUGUAAUGGCAUUCUUCAAAAAGUACUACCCCGACGCCAUCGAGAAGAUAGGUGUGCAGAACCUGAAAGAUACGUUCAACAGCAGCACAUCGCUUCCAUUGGUUUCUGUUAAGUGUUCCCCUUACCACUAUCAAGAUAAAGCUGUUAUAAUGGGAGAUGCUGCACAUGCUAUGGUACCCUUCUACGGACAAGGAAUGAAUUGUGGUUUUGAAGAUUGCUUAGUAUUCAAUGAAAUCAUGGAUCAACAUAAUGGUGACUUUGCAAAAGUUCUUCCCCAUUUCUCAACGUUCCGUAGCCCAGAUGCACAGGCAAUGUGUGACCUUGCGAUGUAUAACUAUGUUGAGAUGAGGGCGUUGGUGAACUCCCGCUGGUUCCUCUUCCGCAAGAAAGUCGACAGAUUACUGAACUGGCUUCUUCCUUCCAAGUACAUUCCUCUUUAUUCCAUGGUCACCUUCAGCCGUAUCCGAUACCAUGUCGUCAUCAACAAGUGGAAGAAGCAGGAUAAGGUCGUAAACAAUGGGUUGAUCUUACUGGGUUUUUCAGCACUGGGCAUGCUUGUAUGGCUUGUCUCUAGAGGGCAGCAGAUAAAGUACACCAGAUUAACAGAAAUGCUCACCCAAAGGAUACAUGAUUUCUUCUAAUGUAAAUCGAAGUGUAUAAUUAAUUUCUAUGGCCCGUAUUCUGGACUCAGGUUUGAUUUAAAUUCUGGUCUGAAGUUGUGGUUUUAACUAUGGAUAGCCACUUGUGACGUAAAUCUCUAACAGUAGAGGCUCAAAGUAUCAGCUCAUUUGACUUUCAAAUCAUUCUUAACUGUCUGGGAAGAUUAAAUAAGAUAGUUGUCUUCACCAUUAAAGAAUUACGAAAGAGCCCAGUAAGGAUAAGAAACAUACCAUGUGAACAAAUUUUGACAUGUUUGGCUUUCCAUAAUGUUAGCACAGAGUUAGACCGCUGUCAAAGUUAAACCCAAGUUCAGAAUAAAGGCCUGUGUAAACAGUGCUAUAUCCAGUGCCCUUUACCUUGUCUUAUCUCUGAGGCCCUGUAACAUGAAGCUUAAUGAUUGAUCGUGAGGCCGAUUUCUAAGAUUGAUUUAAUUGACUAUUGUGCAUGAUCAAUUGUAAAAAUCUUCCCCAUGAUCGAUUACUAAGCUUUAUGUUACAGGGUUCUGGACUAUUGCUCUUCUGUGAUUAAAGCCUUGAAUACCUCCAUUUAAUCCAAAUGCAAGCUUUGACAAACCAUAGGAUGAUAAUUAAAAAAAAGUUUUUUCCGUGUUGCGGCCAAUCAAAAUGAUCAGCCGAGUUUGGAAAGUGUUUUUGUCAGAAUACAGGCCUAUGUAAACAGAUUGCAUUAACAUCCGUUUCAAAACAACUUUUCAAUAAUUUACAUCGUAAUUGUUUAAUAACAACUGUUUGGUAUUGAUUCUCAAAUUUAUAUCAUUGAAAAUGGAUAUGUUAAAUAUGUUUACUACCUCAUGUAGGAUUAUGACAUCAUUGACAUUUGUAUUCAUUCAUUGCAGCCAUGCCUUACUUUGGCACAAAUCAAAAUUUACAUCACUGCAAAGAAUACCUACUGAUCAUCCAAACGUUAACACAUACCCCAUAAAUAUUUGUAUCAAAUUAGGCGGGAGAAAAUACUCUUUCCAGGCAUAUAUAAUGAUUAUGCAUUCAUGACAUAUUUUUUCAUUAAAAUGGGGAUUUGGGAGGUGUCAAUUUUUUUUUACUCACACGGUAUAUACAGAUUUGACUUAAAUGUAUAUUUUUCAUAUUCUGGUCUAAAAUGUGGCAAUGAGUUUGAGGAUUAUAAGGUCAAGUUAUUCAGAGUCUAUUUUCCUUUUGAUUUGCAUUAUAUCUUUAAAUCACCUGUAUAUGAUAAUGUGAUACACUAACUGCCUAUGAAGUGCUAUUAUACAGUGCAAAUUAAAAAAAGUAUAUUUUUGUAAAAAAUUUAUCUACUGUAUAUACUGGUGUUUUUCUCUGAAUAUUCCCUGAUUACUUGAUAGCGCUGAUUUGUUCUGCUUGAGAUACAGAGCUUGUUUGCCUUGCCUAGCAGUAUUACAUGUAUUUAGGAAAUGUUAGUCAUUUUCAAAUGAAUAUUUUCCUGUCCAUAAUUACACGUAGUUGAUUUGUUUUUAAUGCACUGUAGUAGAUUUAUCAAUCAUGCCUCCCUUGUCAAUUAAUUGAUUGAAUGAAAUGUAAGAAGAUAGACGGAAAGAAGAAGACAAACAUUUGACCACUUUAUAGGAGUUCAUAUAUGUAAUAAUAAUAAUAAUAGGCAUUUAUAUAGCGCCAUCUAUCUAGAAAUAUUCUAUUCCGAGGCGCGUUACUAUUAUUAUUAUUACCCCGGCUUUAGCUCGAGCUGCCUUUCAGCGCUCAUGCAUUCGAGGAAUUAAUCCUGCCGGGUACCCAUUCACCUCACCUGGGUCAAGUGCAGCACAACGUGGAUAAAUUUCUUGCUGAAGGAAAUUACGCCAUGGCUGGGAUUCGAACUCACGACCCUCUGUUUCAAAGUCAGAAGACUUAUCCACUGGGCCACAACGCUCCACGGUAUGUAGCUCCUGUGCAAUUCGAAUUACUACAUGUAUGUCACAGAAUCGUGAUAUCCUUAUGGAAUAUGUGCGCAUAGGAAUUGCAUGUGCUGGUUAAGGUAAUGGCCUCCUGUGUGCUUUGAAUAAUAGCUGUAUAAUAAAAUAGUAAAUAAGUGUUUUUUAUAAUCACUAUAAUCACUGAUUUCUCCAGUUAGAUCAUGUCAUGAUGUGAUUUUAUUUUGAUUUUUGUUUGCACUAAGAUGAUGCAACUAUUUUUUUCCCUCAUUUUGGACUUGUUUCUUGAGAAACACAUUGUUUGCUGCAGAGAAAUAUAUUGUUUGCUACAUAC